GGUAGGAACAGGCCAUAUAAAACACGGAGCCAUGGGGUGGAACUCAGAGUCAUGAGAGUAACAGUGAUGGCUUAUUGAGGACGAAACCUCAGAAUAGAGAGAGUUGAAGACAGCAGGUGAAGGUGAGUCUCGAUGGGGCUCCAAUUGAGACACGCUCGUGCUCGUGUAGUCACCCCAGGUGUACCGAAUAAGAAAGUUCUGAAAAGGACCGAGGGGUGCUGUGACUUCCGGGACCUUUUGUGGCCAGCUUGGAGGUGCUGCAGCGGGUCCCAGCAGGAGGGCCAGGCGAGUCAUCCUGCAGAGUGGGGGCGUCUGGGGGUGAUGAUCGUCAUGUUGGUGUACAUGUCUGUAUACCAUGCAGGCUAGCCUCAAUGGUUAGAGCACGGCGUCUGAAUAAGGAG
Molecule: messenger RNA, 401 nt
Organism: Aspergillus heteromorphus CBS 117.55
Lineage: Eukaryota; Fungi; Ascomycota; Eurotiomycetes; Eurotiales; Aspergillaceae
Exons: 1
Coding region: 133-366 (77 amino acids)
Source: RefSeq, a predicted model, not a curated record